GGGGACGUGCAGCAGGCAGCCCUCCCCCUUUAAACGCGUCACCGGCGGGGCUGGCUGGCUGCUAUCUGGCGGUGUGGUGUGUGCGGUCGGACUGUGGUUGUGUUUCAGCUCCGGCCGCCUUGAUAACGACACACUUCGGUCGCCUUUCGUCGCGUAGACAUGGGAAUUGAGAAGACAUGGCUGUAAGACAGACGGCGCUAACGCUGCUGGCCCUGCUGGGGCUGGCGGCCGUCGGUGACGCUUUACGCUGUAACUGCACAGAGUGCGAGGAGACGGGCGAGUGCGAGACAGAUGGCGUCUGCAUCGUCUCGAUAUUCAACGACAAGAAUAAGGGGAUCGAACUGCUCAUGCGCAACUGCAUCGGCCACGACAAGAUGGCGCCCCCCAUCCUGUGUAAGGGCGCCGAGGGCGUCUACAACGUCCACUGCUGCGCCGUGGAUUACUGCAACAGCGUCGAGCUGAAGGUUCCAGCCCUACCGAAGAGCGGGAACUGGUCGACCUCGGGGAACUCCUGGGGCCCGGUGGAGCUGGUCGCGGUGAUAGCGGGGCCGGUGUUCCUGCUGUGCGUGCUGCUGAUGGUGGGGGUGUUCCUCUUCCAGUACCACCAGAGGGCCUACAGCCACAGACAGAGGCUGGAGGUGGAGGACCCCUCCUGCGACCACCUGUACUUGGCCAAGGACAAAACCCUGCAAGAUCUCAUCUACGACAUGUCCACCUCAGGAUCUGGUUCUGGGCUGCCCCUCUUCGUGCAGCGGACGGUGGCCAGGACGAUCGUGCUGCAGGAGAUUAUAGGAAAGGGACGCUUCGGGGAGGUCUGGCGGGGGAAGUGGAGAGGCGGAGACGUUGCAGUGAAGAUCUUCUCCUCCAGAGAGGAGCGCUCCUGGUUCAGAGAGGCGGAAAUCUACCAGACAAUCAUGCUCCGGCACGAAAACAUCCUAGGGUUCAUUGCUGCGGACAAUAAAGGUUGGUUCUAUUCACCUUUUAUUUAUUUUUUAAACUCUGAGAAACUUAAAGAAGCUAAAGCGUUUAGCUGCCCAGUAAAAGGAUUCAUUAAGUUUUCCCAUUUUGCUUUAGACAACGGCACGUGGACACAGCUGUGGCUGGUGUCGGACUAUCACGAGCACGGAUCUCUCUUCGACUACUUGAACCGCUACUCGGUCACCAUCGAGGGCAUGAUCAAGCUGGCCCUCUCCGCUGCCAGCGGCCUGGCGCACCUUCACAUGGAGAUCCUCGGCACUCAGGGUAAGCCAGGCAUUGCUCAUCGGGACCUGAAGUCUAAGAACAUCCUGGUUAAGAAGAACGGCACCUGUGCUAUAGCUGACCUGGGGCUGGCAGUCCGCCACGAGUCCAUCACAGACACCAUUGAUAUAGCGCCGAACCAGCGCGUGGGCACUAAGAGGUAUAUGGCUCCAGAAGUCUUGGACGAAACCAUCAACAUGAAACACUUUGAUUCCUUCAAGUGUGCCGACAUUUAUGCGCUGGGCCUGGUGUACUGGGAGAUCGCACGCCGCUGCAACACAGGAGGUAUUCACGAGGACUACCAGCUGCCCUACUACGACCUGGUGCCCUCCGACCCGUCCAUAGAGGAGAUGAGGAAGGUGGUUUGUGACCAGAAGCUGAGGCCCAAUGUGCCCAACUGGUGGCAGAGCUACGAGUCGCUGCGUGUGAUGGGGAAGAUCAUGCGGGAGUGCUGGUACGCCAACGGAGCGGCCCGACUGACGGCCCUGCGCAUCAAGAAGACUCUGUCUCAGCUCAGCGUGGAGGAGGACGUCAAGAUGUGAGGCGGCGGAGGGCGAGGCGCGCUAAGAGACGCACAACCCGACCACUUUCCCAUAGGAAAACAAAACACUACAGACAGACUGCAAAUGGAGACGAAACAACAAAAAAACAACAACAACAACCCUGCCAGUUUUGAAGCCACACUCCAAGUUGUGACAAGGCCUACCUCACCUUUUUAGCCAGAACUACUGAAAGUCACCCAUCCCUCUUCCCCCCCCCCACCUCCUGAACCACAGGCCACACUACCACUGUUAAUAGCAUACACUCAACCUCCUUUCAUCUACCAGGGCAGGAAUUACUGUACAGUGACUUUUUAAAUUUUUACCUGUUUGGUUCAGUGACGGAUGUAAAAGUUUUCCGGUGGAGCUUCUUUCAUGAUAUUUUUAUUUUUUUUACGUUUCAGAAGUAACGCUCCGGUUGUUUUAUUUUAUUUUUUUUGCAAUAUCUCACCGUCGUCGUCGUGUGUGAGGGAGAGGACUGGGGGGCUGAAGUACUGUUUCUAUUUAUGCGUUUGUGUGUAAAAGGUGGCUGGAUGUCGAGCGUGCUUCAAAGACAGCGUCCUCUACAUAAAGGCCGUAGUUUUCGUUUAUAGAGGAAAAUCUGUCAUUUUGAAACGAAGCACGAACAGCCAGAUUGUUUAAUUUAAUCCACUUGAAUAUGAUGC
Fundulus heteroclitus (mummichog) is the source of this 2443-nucleotide messenger RNA. It is a transcript of the gene acvr1ba, whose product is annotated as activin A receptor type 1Ba. Gene Ontology annotation, biological process: nervous system development; protein phosphorylation; activin receptor signaling pathway. Gene Ontology annotation, molecular function: ATP binding; activin binding; activin receptor activity, type I. Gene Ontology annotation, cellular component: activin receptor complex; plasma membrane. The record is from RefSeq and is a predicted model, not a curated record. The transcript is spliced from 8 exons. The coding region runs from base 177 to 1781 and encodes 534 amino acids. NCBI's taxonomy places the organism in Eukaryota, Metazoa, Chordata, Actinopteri, Cyprinodontiformes, Fundulidae.